AUGGGGUCAAAACGUGCAAAAAAAUGUGUAUCUAAGGGUAUAAACCGAGUAGAUCGUGAGCAGCAAAUAAAAAAUCAAUUCGAUCUUCUUCGUCUGGAAGUGAAAUAUCCUGGAACAGCAAUAUUAUUGCUGCAAUGUAAAGAAAAACCCAUCUUAUUAGCCGCAUCAGCUGCUCUUGCGAAAUUUGGCGCUAAAUCUGAAGAAAACUUGGAAGUCUUGUUCAAUCUUGAAAUCGUAGACAGUGUACUUCCAUUGAUCACACAUGAGGAUUUAUUCACUCGAAGAUUCGCUGCAAAGUUGCUAGCAGAAAUGGCAGUUAUUCCAAAUGUCCGCUAUUUUCUCUUAGAUUUCAAUUAUUACAUUCCACAUUUUAUCAAAGUACUAAUUAACGAAGAAGACAUGUUUAUGCAAGAAUUUUCAUCUUUAAUCCUAGCAGAAAUAUCGACCGAUGUUUUUGGUGCAGCUCAAUUAUUGAAACAAUGUUCAGACAUGAACUUUCUGUUUGAAAGAAUUCAGUCACCAGAUCCUGAUGUGAAGAAGAAUAUUAUACAAAUUAUGUACAAUUUAUUGCAAGAUCCUUUGGGUGCCCAAGAAAUCAUUAUGACUAAGGAUUUUGAUAUGCAACUCAUAUAUAAAUUAUUUAAUUCGUCUUAUCUUGAAAUACAAAAGCUUGCUCUCGACGUGAUAGCUGAUUUUGUGCGCAGAAAUAAGAAUGAAUAUUUGCAUGACCACUUCCGGCGUACGAACGGUCUUCAAGCUCUGUUACAGGUCUUAGAAAAGAGAGAGUGGGAAGAUAUUCACAAGAAAGUUCUCAAGAUUCUCUGCUUAGCCUGUGACAAUGUUACUACAGUAGAAUUGCUAGAUGAUAUUGGUGGUAUUAAACAGAUAUUGAAAUAUACAGAGGAUACGUCGAAUUCGAAACUCUUUAUGGAAGCUUUUGACUUGGCUGUUUGUUUGUCCCAAACGCCUAAGGGUAGAAAAGUAAUCCUUGUUUGGUAUAAUUUUCGAGGAAGCAAUACAUCAUCUGAGAAUGUCAUAAUAAUUAACGAUUCCUCUUCAGAUGUGUUCAAAAAUGAGAAACUAAAAUGGCCUGUCAGACAGGCAGCAUUGUUUGCAUUGAAACAGCUGCUGAGGUGUAAUAUCAGCAACUGUCAGAAUUUCUUGAACAUUCAGGGACAGAAUUAUUUGUUGUCACUGAUGAAACAAACAGUGGGAAAGGUCCCUAUUGAAAUUCUCGUUGGAGUUGUAGAAUCUUUUAUUAUAAUUGCAAGGAACUUGGCUUUGAGAAGAAGCAUAAUCAGCACAGAUUUAAUUGACACCCUGUCUGCAUCCUUUGAGUUGACAUGCAAAUCGAUGAAUGACUUCAAAGUAAUCUGUUGCACUGCCCUGUCCAUUCUGUGCACAGAGAAAUUUGGAAGGCAAGAAUUUCUGAAGACUGGAAGAGCGAAAAGAUUAUAUAAUCUAUUGUGCGACAUCGGUUCGAUUCCAGUAAGAAAUGCAGUCGUCCAACUGAUCCAAUCACUUUGUGUAGACCCGAUUUUGGCAGACGCUUUUGUCAAAGCCAGAUAUUUGCAUUACAUGCUGAAGAACCGGUUAAUCGCCAGAGUUGUUCCAUCAUGGAACACGUGUAUAGAGGCUUUGUUCGACUCGCAUCUUUCCCUCAAAUUUGCUCUCACCGGACGACUUUCUUUUCAUAACGUCACUGAAGAUGGAUUUUAUGUUCUUCGGAGGAAUGUCUGCUCGUUUCCCAUAUUGGAUGAUAUAUUGAAAUUUAAAUUUUGUCCACUGGAACCUAUCUACGUAGUCAAUUGUAUUCGUCCUCGACAAUCGAGCUUGUUAGAAGAAGAAUGCGACCGACUGAGCUUGCAAGAGCCUAGUAUACUGUCCAUCGAUUCUAAAAGAAUCUUCUUGUCCACUGAGAUUAGACGUAUGACGAUGGAAUCGAGGUUCGGUCGUCUUCAGUGCGAUUCUCAUCUCUAUGAUUAUAUAGAAUUAUUCAAAUGCAAUCUGAUUGCUGCAGAGUCGAAAAACGUAGUGUCGAAAACGAGACAAGGAUUGGUGAACAUAAAUUACAUAGCCUCACGUGCUAAAAUGCUAGGCAAGUUUGUAGCUCAACAAAUGUCAGGUCCAGAUCCUCUAAUCAACUGUAUAGACCACCAGUUAGAGAUUCAUUUGAAGGAGAUCAAGAAGAGCAUAGGAACCAGCGUAAUACCAUUAGGAAUGUUACGAGUUGGUUCUUAUUUUGAAAGAGCCUUGCUUUUCAAAGUAAUCGCUGAUAGAGUAUAUCUGCCAGCUGCGUUGGUGCGUGGAGAGUAUGGGAAAGCUUGGAUAGAGAUAGCUGUGCCUGAGGUAAAGUCUUCAGUGGAAGAAGAUUCGUUUUACUCUUACAUCCACAGAGACAUAACCUGUCCAGAGAUUAUCACAAUCCAUGAACCUGUACAGUACCCACCUGAAAGCGGAGAUCAAACAGGUAAUGAUAUAAUUCCUGAACAAGAUCAGUAUCAAUCGGUAUUCCCAACCAAGUUGUUGAAACCGAAUUUUAUUGUCGAUUUAAUGGAAUGUCCUGGAGACUUGAUUCCCGUUAAUAGUUGUCGAGCCAGAUUGUACUGCGAAAAAAGACUAACCUGUAUUGAUAUGUGUCAGAAUAUAUAA
Molecule: messenger RNA, 2652 nt
Organism: Habropoda laboriosa
Lineage: Eukaryota; Metazoa; Arthropoda; Insecta; Hymenoptera; Apidae
Product: armadillo repeat-containing protein 3
Exons: 13
Coding region: 1-2652 (883 amino acids)
Source: RefSeq, a predicted model, not a curated record